UAGCAGUCAAGAUGGGUGACGUGUUAGUAGCGUUUGUGGAUUGUCAUUGGAAACACAUCAAUUCAAACUCUUCACACAAACAUUCAUUAGACAAAGGUGAGGCCACGCCGUCCCCCACACACCAGGAGGCCGAGCAGCCGGCCACCAAGGCCAAGGCUGGGGUGAUGUUCCCCCCACCCGGAGGUUUAUGCCAGGCCCAGUUGAGGGAGGAGUGUCCCCACCUGGCCUCUACCUCCCCGGCCUCUACUACACUCUCAGAGGUCGUCCUCAACAGCAGCGUUCCUCCGUCUCCCCGGCUGACUCAGCUGCUGGAGGGCCUCAAUCAGCCCGGGGACUCCGGCAACCCCCCACACCCUCCACAGUGGCUCGACCGGGAACUGUUUGACCGAGGUCGUAAAUUUUGUUCCCGGUACUUGUUUAGUUUGAGCUUCUCAGAGUUGUUGUCACUGGUGUUGAUGCUGAGUACCGAGAGAGCGCUGCGACCUCUCAUCUACACAGGACAGUCAGACACUCCCCUAAAAGCCAUGAAACGCUAUGUCUCGACGCUGCUGCACAUUGUCACUUGGUUCACAGGAGACGUCUGGGCCCCCGAAGACUCUGCCCACGAGGACAUCUUGUCCAUCCGCUACACCCACAACAAGUUAGCGAAAGGCUUUAACUCCUCCCCAACUUGCAACGAGAAAGUGAGGAACAUCAGUGUUAGCGAGAGAGGACACGAGGAGCCCAGUAACUCCCUAAAUAAAGUCAUCCGCCAAGAUCUUCAACGUGUAGUUGAAGAUAAACUUUAUUUAGAGAAUGAUAAGCCGAUUGUGUAUAUGAGUCAGCUGGACAUGGCCCUCACACAGUACUCCUUCAUGGGACUCAUAGUGACACACCCAGAGAAGAUGGGAGCCGGAGCCGCUACUGAAGAAGAGCUGGCUGGCCUGAUCCACUUCUGGCGAGGGCUGGGCUGGCUACUGGGCAUCGACGACAAGUACAACUUGUGUAGCGGGUCGGUGAAGGAGACGAAGGAGCUGUGCCUGGAGGUGGAGCGUCUUAUUGCCAUACCUUCAUUGGCUGUAGUGGACUGGGACUACGAGCACAUGGCCGCCUCCCUCAUCACAGGUAUUGGCUACAUUAUUCCCAUCUUGUCCUACCCCGCCAUGUUCCGCUAUCUGGCCUACACCAUAAACUUCCCCAUCCCCGCCUUCGUCAGCAGGAUGUCUUACCGCCAUUCCUUCCAGUACUGGGUCAUGAGGAUGACCUUCGGCCUCAUCCUGCUGUUACCUUGGCUUUCGCUACGCUUCAGUAGCUCCUUCAGGACACUGGUCGAUAGAGUUCAGAAGAGGAACAAGAGUAACAAGUCUUCCAGGUGUCCCUUCUCAAAGUGAGGGAAGACGUCUGGUGACUCCUCAGUGUUCCAUCAGGAGUAGAUCCUUCGAAAAAUCUCUUCCAGGAGAAAUGUGCAACUUAAUUCAUUGAUAAUAAAGUCUUAAGACAGUCUGUCGUGAUCCGCGACUUCACCCUGACACAGUGUAUGAUGGAGUGCAGUAAGUUGAUAGUCCAUUGAUACUGAUAAUAUUGAUCUGCGAUUAUGAUUACGAGUAUCUUCGCUACAUCACAUGUUUGUCAGCUGUAGUUAUAUAAAGUUUGUUCAAUAUCCUGUACAUUUUUGUUUUCAGGGCAUUAUUCAGUAAGCAGAGAAUAUAUACAAAAGGUUGUACUGUAUAUAAAUUGUGAAUGUGUAUAUAUAGAUCUGUAUAUUGGAAAGUCAUUUUGUGAAUAUUAUUUAUCUGUAUAUUUGUAUGUUUUUGAAUACUACUAAUUAUUACCGAAUUCCCUUCUCGGGGCUGUCAAAGGACAACUUUUAUACCAAUCAAAGAAGAGAACAAAAUAAAACUGAUAUUUC
This is a messenger RNA of Homarus americanus (American lobster), 1888 nucleotides long. RefSeq lists its product as uncharacterized. Bases 12 to 1370 code for a protein of 452 amino acids. The transcript is spliced from 2 exons. Lineage: Eukaryota; Metazoa; Arthropoda; Malacostraca; Decapoda; Nephropidae. The record is from RefSeq and is a predicted model, not a curated record.